AUGCUCCACUGCCAGACGCAAUUGAAAGCAGUCAUAUCCAGACGUUACUUAAGAACGUUGCACGACACGGCAGAUUAUUAUAAUUUUUGUUCAUAUCUAUCUAUCCCAGUCUGUUCAUAUCUAUUCCAUCCCAGUCUGUUCAUAUUCAUCUAUCUAUCUAUCUAUCUAUCUUCAUCUAUCUAUCUAUCUAUCUUCCAUCUAUCAUAUUCAUCUAUCCCAGUCUGUGUUGAUUCAAAAUUGAUCUAUCUAUCUAUUCAUCUAUCUAUCUAUCUAUCUAUCCCAGUCUGUUCAUAUCUAUCCCAGUCUGUUGACAUAUCUAUCUAUCUAUCUAUCUAUCUAUCUAUCUAUCAUUCAUUUAUUUCAUCCCAUCUGUUCAUAAAGUCUAUCUAUCCCAGUCUGUCGUUUCACAUCUAUCUAUUUCUAUCCCUAUCCCAGUCUGUUCAUAUCUAUCUAUCCCAUCUGUUCAUCUAUCUAUCUAUCUAUCUUUUAUCUAUCUAUCUAUCUAUCUAUCCCAGAUCUAUCUGUUCAUCUAUCUAUCUAUCUAUCUAUCUAUCUAUCUAUCUAUCUAUCUAUCCCAGUCUGUUCAUAUCUAUCUAUCUAUUCAUAUCUAUCUAUCUAUCUAUCUAUCUAUCUAUCUAUCUAUCUAUCUAUCUAUCCCAGUCUGUUCAUAUCUAUCCCAUCUCUGUUCAUCUCUAUCUAUCUAUCUAUCUAUCUAUCUAUCUAUCUAUCUAUCUAUCUAUCUUAUCUAUCCCAGUCUGUUCAUAUCUAUCUAUCCCAGUCUGUUCAUAUCUAUCUAUCUAUCUAUCUAUCUAUCUAUCUAUCUAUCUAUCUAUUCUAUCCCAGUCUGUUCUAUUCUUCUAUCUAUCUAUCCCAUCUUUCUGUUCAUAUCUAUCUAUCUAUCUAUCUAUCUAUCUAUCUCUAUCUGUCUCAAUUUGUUCAGUCUGUUUAUCUAUCUAUCUAUCUAUCUAUCUAUCUAUCUAUCUAUCUAUCUAUCUAUCUAUCUAUCCAGUCUGUUCUUAUCUAUCUAUCUAUCUAUCUAUCUAUCUAUCUAUCUAUCUAUCCCAUUUGUUCAUAUCUAUCUAUUCUAUCUGUUCAUAUCUAUCUAUUUUUUCCAGUCUGUUCAUAUCUAUCUAUCUAUCUAUCUAUCUAUCUAUCUAUCUAUCUAUCUAUCUAUCUAUCUAUCUCAUUCUGGGCAAGGUGCUAAUAGAGGCGACGCCAUUCCGACGGCGUAGCGAUCGAUUGGGCAUGCGCACAAGAACGACCAACAUGGCGGAUAUGCCUUUUUGCUUCUGCCCAAGAAGACGAGACAAGACGCCGCAUCCCACAAACUUGAUUUCAUUUUGCUUCUUCUUCGCUCGCCUGCCUCUUUUUUCACUCCAUUUUUUUUCUACCUACCCCCUUUUAAUCGCCAGUUCACCUUCCUUGUCAAAGAAAUGUCUUCCAUUCUUGUCUCGGGGAACUGUCAUACAACGAGUUGAAAACUUACUUCCGGUUAAGCGUAUCUAUCUAUCUAUCUAUCUAUCUAUCUAUCUAUCUAUCACAAUAGGUUCAUUAUCUAUCUGUCCAUCCAUCUCAGCUUCUCCCUCUAACUUUAUCUAUCUAUCUAUCUAUCUAUCUAUCUAUCUAUCUAUCUAUCUAUCUAUCACAAUAGGUUCAUUAUCUAUCUAUCCAUUCAUCUUAGCUUCUCCCUCUAACUUUAUCUAUCUAUCUAUCUAUCUAUCUAUCUAUCUAUCUGGCACAAGGAUCCUUUCAGUUGACGGAAGGUUGCGGGAAGUGAUAUCCAAUGCUGGGGAUGCUUCGCAGGAGGUAUUCCAUCAUGGUGGCGUGGUUGUAGAAGAAGGCUCUGGGAAUGGAUUUUCUGGCGGUUCAGCACGGACUCAGGAUCAACUCUUUCCAUAUAUAAGUAUAUCUAUCUAUCUAUCUAUCUAUCUAUCUAUCUAUCUAUCUUAG
This is a messenger RNA of Acanthosepion pharaonis, 1950 nucleotides long. The record is from the annotation of a GenBank genome assembly. Lineage: Eukaryota; Metazoa; Mollusca; Cephalopoda; Sepiida; Sepiidae.